CGCAGGAAAGUUGCGAAAAAAAAAAAAAGUUUUGGAGAGAUUGUGAUAAAAGUUGGCUGCUUCCGGAAAAGAAAACAUUGUAACUUUAAAAAUAACAACAACAACAACAACAACAAUAAUAAUAAAGUAAACGAUCCAGCAUCGCAAGGGAAUACACUUGAUAAAGGGAAGUCUGGAAAGCCGGGAUAAACACUUUAAAACAAACAAACAAAAAAAAAAAACAGCAGCGUUAGUUUUGUGAAAAAAGAAAAAAAAAAAAACUAAUAUAUUUAAAGCUGCACGGAGGGUUUUCAUGCCCGCUUGUUGAACCGCGAUCCGAGCACCCAGAUAAUGAGCGAAGCAGUGACGCAGGAUCCCCCGGCCACCACCGCCGAGGAGCCGGCUGCGCCAGAGACCCUGCAGCCGGAGAAAAAAGUCUUGGCCACGCUGGUUCAAGGCACAGUGAAGUGGUUUAACGUUCGUAAUGGAUAUGGAUUCAUCAACAGGAAUGACACCAAAGAAGAUGUUUUUGUCCACCAGACUGCAAUCAAAAAAAACAACCCCAGGAAGUUCCUGCGCAGUGUUGGGGACGGGGAGAUUGUGGAGUUCGACGUGGUGGAAGGAGAGAAGGGUGCGGAGGCCUCCAACGUGACGGGCCCCGCGGGGGCCCCGGUGAAGGGGAGCCGCUACGCCCCGAACAGACGCAGGUUCCGCCGUCGCUUCUUCAACCGGCCUCGGGGGCAGGGGGGCGACUCGGGGGAGGGGUCUCCCACUGAGCCUGCCCCCGAGGGGGAGGGGUUGGGAGACGGCGCCACCCCUCAACAGCCCCCCCGGCGCCGCAGAGCCCCGCCCCCAUUCUUCUACCGCAGGAGAUUCCAGAGGCGCCCCCCAGGACAGAAGUCUCCACUCCCCCCCCACCACCACCUCCUGGGUGAGGGUCAAGGAGCUGAACCCAAAGAAGGGGUGGAACCCAAAGGGGUGGAGCCUAAAGGGGCAGAGCAGCCUGGCGACCAGCAGCGAGGCCCCCAGCAGAGGCGUUUCAGACCGCAGUAUCGCAGGCCAUUCCGCCCCAGACAGCCUGGAGGUGAGGAGGCGGGGGGCGAGGGUCCGGCGGAGGGCCAGGCCGAGGAAGGGGGGGCGCCCGGCGCUCGGGCCCAGAGACCCCGCAGACCAUUCACACGACGCAGGCAGCAGAGAGGAGGGGCGGUUCCCCCCGGCCCUGAGUCCGCACAGCCUGCCGCGGACAAGGAUGGAUCUGACAAGCCUGCUGACUCCGCCCCCAGUGCCACGCCCUCCUCCCCCACAGAGCAAGCCAAGGAGGCGGAAGUUCAAUUCCAUAGUCACGCUUAUAUGUUUUCCUACCCACUGUUGCGGGAGGCGAAAGGAUCCUAA
This is a messenger RNA of Polyodon spathula (Mississippi paddlefish), 1371 nucleotides long. RefSeq names its product Y-box-binding protein 2-B-like. Lineage: Eukaryota; Metazoa; Chordata; Actinopteri; Acipenseriformes; Polyodontidae. Gene Ontology annotation, cellular component: nucleus. Gene Ontology annotation, biological process: regulation of gene expression. The transcript has 8 exons. The record is from RefSeq and is a predicted model, not a curated record. Bases 331 to 1371 code for a protein of 346 amino acids. Gene Ontology annotation, molecular function: nucleic acid binding.